Peromyscus leucopus (white-footed mouse) is the source of this 2723-nucleotide messenger RNA. RefSeq names its product solute carrier family 2 member 6 (gene Slc2a6). The record is from RefSeq and is a predicted model, not a curated record. Gene Ontology annotation, biological process: transmembrane transport. Gene Ontology annotation, molecular function: transmembrane transporter activity. Bases 101 to 1618 code for a protein of 505 amino acids. The transcript has 10 exons. Lineage: Eukaryota; Metazoa; Chordata; Mammalia; Rodentia; Cricetidae. Gene Ontology annotation, cellular component: membrane.
GUAGGGCGGAGUCUUGCCUGCCGCGCGCUGGGGGCUCGGGCGGAUGCUAUAAGCGCUGCGGCGGCGGAGUCCAGCUUCUACUCGAGCGUCCGCGCUGACCAUGCAGGAGCCCCUGCUAGGAGCCGAGGGUCUGGACUAUGACACCUUCCCCGAGGCGCCCGCGUCGCCGAGAGAGAGCACGCGGGCCGGGGCCUUGCAAAACAGAAGGGUGUUCCUGGCCACCUUUGCUGCUGUGCUGGGCAAUUUCAGCUUUGGGUAUGCCCUGGUCUACACGUCCCCAGUCAUUCCUGCGCUGAAGCUUUCUUCCGACCCAGCACUACACCUGAACAAAAUCCAGGCAUCCUGGUUUGGGUCCGUGUUCACCUUGGGUGCCGCCGCUGGGGGCCUCAGUGCUAUGGUGCUCAAUGACCUCCUGGGUCGGAAGCUCAGCAUCAUGUUCUCGGCCGUCCCCUCAGUCAUUGGCUAUGCACUCAUGGCUGGUGCCCAUGGCCUUUGGAUGCUCCUGCUGGGGAGGACGCUGACAGGCUUUGCCGGGGGACUCACUGCUGCCUGCAUCCCGGUGUAUGUGUCUGAGAUCGCACCCCCUGGUGUUCGUGGGGCCCUGGGUGCCACACCGCAGCUCAUGGCCGUGUUUGGAUCCCUGUCUCUCUAUGCCCUCGGUCUUUUGCUGCCUUGGAGAUGGCUUGCUGUGGCCGGGGAAGGGCCUGUUCUCAUCAUGAUCCUGCUGCUUAGCUUCAUGCCCAACUCACCGCGCUUCCUGCUCUCAAAGGGCCGGGAUGAGGAGGCACUGCAGGCGCUGACCUGGCUGCGAGCUGACUCUGAGGUCCACUGGGAGUUUGAGCAGAUACAGGACAACGUGCGGAGACAGAGUAGCCGAGUGUCAUGGGCAGAGGCCCAAGACCCCCGCGUGUACCGGCCUAUUCUCAUCGCGGUACUGAUGCGCUUCCUGCAGCAGCUGACAGGCAUCACGCCCAUCCUCGUGUACCUGCAGACCAUCUUCGACAGCACGUCCGUGCUGCUGCCCUCCCAGCAGGACGCAGCCAUAGUGGGUGCCGUGAGGCUCGUGUCUGUGCUGAUCGCUGCUCUCACCAUGGACCUGGCGGGCCGGAAAGUCCUGCUCUAUGUGUCAGCGUCCAUCAUGUUUGUUGCCAACCUGACACUGGGGCUGUACGUCCAGUUUGGACCAAGGUCUCUGACCCCCAACGGUACUGUGGGACUGGAGAUCAUGACCCUGGGGGACACAGAGCAGUCCCCAGCUACAUCCUUCAAUUAUCUUACUCUGAUACCCCUGCUGGCCACCAUGCUCUUCAUUAUGGGCUAUGCUAUGGGCUGGGGGCCCAUCACCUGGCUCCUCAUGUCUGAGGUCCUGCCCCUGCGUGCCCGCGGUGUUGCCUCGGGGCUCUGCGUGCUGGUCAGCUGGCUCACAGCCUUCGUCCUCACCAAGUACUUCCUGCUGGCAGUGAAUGCCUUCGGCCUCCAGGUGCCUUUCUUCUUCUUCUCCGCCAUCUGCCUGCUCAGCCUGCUCUUCACAGGCUGCUGUGUGCCUGAGACCAAAGGCCGCUCACUGGAGCAGAUCGAGGCCUUCUUCCACACGCGCAGGAUGUCCUUCAGGCCCUAGUCGGGGCUUGCCUGUAAGGGGCCAAACCACCCAGGCCAGGCCUAUGCACUGGCCACAGACUCACGCCUGCAGCCAGGAGCAGCAGCAGCCCUGCCAUCAGCCAGAACACAUUUCCACCUUGGGACAGGCAGCUCACCAACUCUGGGGCUGGCAGGCCCCAGCUCAGGCAGCCUGCAGUACCCCAGCUGAGACCUGCAGGGGGCGCAGGCGGCCCAGCCCCAGACUGAGUAAAGGCUGUGCCCAAGGACAAGGCGGUCAGGGGACCUGGGGUUUAGUUCCUCACCCCUACAAGGGACACUUCCCAAGCAAGGCCAUGUUGAGGACAGAGAACGGGGAUGGAGGUGGCAAAGUGGCUCCGUACAGGGACAUCGUUACAUCAUGCCGUUCUGACCAACUGGCCAUGAGGACAAGGUCCUGCACCCACAUGGGUCAGGGCAUCUUGGGGAACACUGGACUUCCCAAGGCCAGAGUACAGGACCCAAUCCAACCUUGGGAUACCUCUAGUCUGCAAACUGUUCACUGUUUUUCAAAAUAAAAGGAAUUGGGCCUGCAGCCUCAGGGAGACAAGGGGAGUGGGAUCUGUUCCAGGGAGAAGCUCCCUACCCCAGCGGCCAGGCUACCCUCACACUCAGCCCGGACUGCCAGGGAACUCUGGAUGAUCAUAGUGCAGAGAAAGCAGCAGACACCGUGGGGUUGAGUGCCAGCUCACCCUCUACGGAUAGGCUACUUUCUUUGAGACCCUGUGAGCAGGCUCAGGCCAGGCUUGGCCCAGCUGACAGACAGGUUCUCCUUGCCAGUCACAGGCACUGAAGACAGAUGACAGGUAGACGGUGCAUACCAACUACAGCCUUGCUUUACUCCAAAUGUAAGCUAACUAACAAACAAACCAGGGGAUGGGGGGCAAAGGAAGUCACAGAAGAUAGCCAUACACAGGCAAGAAUGGGGCCUAGUCUGGGCAAGACAGUGCCCAUGUUCAGAGGCAAGGCAAUGGGCUCCAGAGCCACUGUGCUUCCAGGAACCUCAGAAUGUAAGUGACUGUCCCACUCUGGUCUAUGUCUGAGGGCCUCUACCUUUACACCCCACCCCAUGCCCACCCAGUACAAAA